Mizuhopecten yessoensis (Yesso scallop) is the source of this 4318-nucleotide messenger RNA. RefSeq names its product protein SYM1-like. The record is from RefSeq and is a predicted model, not a curated record. NCBI's taxonomy places the organism in Eukaryota, Metazoa, Mollusca, Bivalvia, Pectinida, Pectinidae. The transcript is spliced from 5 exons. The coding region runs from base 338 to 853 and encodes 171 amino acids. Gene Ontology annotation, cellular component: cytoplasm; membrane.
CCAACCAAACAAGACGGUGGAGAACUCUUGGUAUAAGGAGUUAAGGACCUAACAAGUGGGAGUUCUUUUGGAUGAAAACUUAAAGUCUGGAGAAGUGGGACUUGAUGUAAAAGAUGUCAUUGCUCAAUACUAGUGUCAAAGCUACUAUACUAGUGUAACAGCAAAAAGAGUAGCAUGCUUCCACUGGGGAUCGAACCCUAGGUUCCUAGGCGGACGGUCUACCACUUAGCUAAAGGUAUUGUUGUAACAGGAACACCAAACAAGACCUGACCUUCACAUGGCCAAAGCUCCAGUGUUAAGUGAAUUAUUGUGAAGGGAGGCUAUAAGAACACCCAAGAUGAUUAAAGCUGUCGGUUACUAUGGUUCCCUGUGGCUGGUGGCUGACUUUGUGGAGCAGAAGAUCGUUUGUAAGAAGGUGGUGUAUGACCCUUACAAGGCUGCACGCUCUGUGACCGUUGGGGGCGGAGUAGUGGCCCCUCUCGUGUAUACCUGGAUGAAGGUUGGCGAGAAAAUACUGCCAGGGAGGUCACUUCGCACAGCGUUGAUGAAAGUCUGCAUUGACGCAUUUGUCUUCGGUCCUGUUGCUAUUUCAUCAUUUUAUAUGUCAUCAUCUCUGUUAGAAGGGAAGAGUUGGCAGGGAUCUGUGGAGGAGUGGAAAAAGAAACUAGCGCCAACAAUAAAGAGAGCAUGGUGUCUAUGGCCUGGUGUACAGCUGCUCAACUUCAUGUUUGUACCGCCGACCAGGAGAGUGUAUUUUGUGGGGACUGUAUCGUUGUUCUGGUCCGUGUUCUUGUUAUAUAUGAAGGAUGAUGCUGUUAAACAUGGAGCCAGGACAGGAUUAGAUGAAUCGUAGAUGUCCCAACUCUAUACACGAAAGUCCUGUGUCCAGCUAUGGUAUAUAUUUCUAUAGCUAAAUCACUGGUGAUGACGUCAUUGUGAUAUUCUAGAUCUCUGCUUCUUCUGUCUACAGCUUCACAGUAAAUCCUGACUUUACCAACAUCAAAACCAAGUGUAUUGUUUGGUCAGAUAUGACAAUGAAGUCAGGGAAAACAGAUAAGUCAUUGUUCUGGGACCAUUACAUCAGGUGUUGACAAAGUCAGGUAUCGCUGUACCAUUGUAUUAACCUCUGUGCAGUGUUAUAAUUGUUGUUUAGUAUUACUGUAGCCUGUCCUUAUUGCAGUAUAACCACUUGUACAUCAUACAUGUCUAUAUUAUAUCCAAGCUGGUAGGGAUCAUGUGACCACUUGUACAUCAUACAUGUCUAUAUUAUAUCCAAGCUGGUAGGGAUCAUGUGACCACUUGUACAUCAUACAUGUCUAUAUUAUAUCCAAGCUGGUAGGGAUCAUGUGACCACUUGUACAUCAUACAUGUCUAUAUUAUAUCCAAGCUGGUAGGGAUCAUGUGACCACUUGUACAUCAUACAUGUCUAUAUUAUAUCCAAGCUGGUAGGGAUCAUGUGACCACUUGUACAUCAUACAUGUCUAUAUUAUAUCCAAGCUGGUAGGGAUCAUGUGAUAUCCAGUAACAGUGCCAAUAGACGUUAUAUAUUAUUUUUAAUUGUUUAUUUAUUUGGAUUUUUAAUUUCUAUGCAAAAUAGUUAAAUACAAGAACCCGUGUUUACAUGUAUAUUAAAAUGGUUGUGACCUAGAAUAUACUGCUGUGAGUACAGAACAUUCUAAUUACAUACUACUAACUAGGAUGUUAACACAGCUAUCUAACAUAUCCAACUAGCACUACAAUGUCGCUAAAUGGAUAUGGAGAAAUUUUUAAAUCAUCUUUUUUAAUUAUUAAAUAUUUACUCCUUUUGUUUGGGGUAACAAAAACUUUUAAAAUUAACAAAACUAUUUUAAUUAUGAAAUAAUAAGACAACAGAGUUUAUUUGUAUAACUCCUUUUGUUCACAACUACAUUUUUCAUUUGUUUCGUCAUUGUCACUAUGGGACAGGUCAGAGAAUUAAUGCUAUCAUACAUGUACACACUAUACAAGAGAGUAUCCCGAUUCUAAUCAGGUAUAUAACAUUAUAUAACCAUCGUUUUUUAAUUUGGUAUGCAUAUUAUUCUUCAUUAAAAUGACACUAAGCUCAAAGUAAAGGGUACCAAGUAUCAAGUUGGAAUGAUUUAUUGUCAUAGUCACAGCAAUAUCUCUACAGAAUUGUUCAAUAGAAGUUACAUCUUGUGAUGCAUUUUACAGAAUUAUAAUUGUUAGAAACGUGAGUAUUUGGAAAUGAAUAUACAAAUGAAAGGGGAAAAACUGCAGGGGUCAAACUCCAGACCUAUCAACACCUUACCAAUGUGGCUAUCUAGGAAUUAUAAAUGCACAGAAUCAAAAUGAGGGAUGAAUAGCUUGACAAGGGAUAUAACUCUAAACACAGUAAAAGUCAUUUUUGUUGCUUCAUAUUCAAUAUAAAAAAGAGAUUAUUCAAAAUUGACAAAACAAGGUCUAAAGCGGAACUCUUUUUCCUAACUAUAAUUGGUGUAGUGGUACCCUUUGCCUUAACAUGUAGAAUGAUAUGAUAAAUUAACAUGUAGAAUGGUAGAAUGAUAUAAUAAAUUUAUAUCAUCUCUCAGUCAUAAUUGAUUAUUGUUUUAAUGGUCAUUUUGCAGACAUGUAACCAGAGGUGCAAUGACAUUUUAAUCAGAACUGUAAAGAGAGUCUUUAUUUCUCUUUUGUUGUUAAAAUCAUAAUAAUGUGAUAGAGUUACCGUAAUUAGAAUGGCAAGUGCUUUUUGCAAUGAUUACAGAUAUUACGUUGUGUAGGAGAAACACAUACAAAAAGUGAUGAUAAACUGUAAUUAUAAGCUGUCAAAAAGUGCUGAAUAUUUUCAAAUAAUUUCCUAGUUGAUGUUGUAUUUUACAUACCAUGUUGUAUAUUACAUACCAUGUUGUAUAUUACAUACCAUGUUGUAUAUUAAAUGGCUGGGACAUUAUCACAUAUGUGUGUAACAGUGUGUUUUGAUGGUGAUAGAAAACAAUACGCCAGUAAACUGUUUUAAUUUGUUUUACCGGUGAGUUUAUACGCUGAAGGUUGAAUGGUGAGUAGUGUUGUACUAGUAUUUGCUACAUUGAAAUUAUAGCCCUUUCACCACUGUAGACCAUAAUGGAUUCAUCCAUAUCAAUGCAUCGUAGAUUCUAAUUAAGUUACAUAGGGGUGAAAGGGUGAAACUUAUGUCGUUAAUACACUAUUUGAUAUUUUUACAGUAUGAUAGUAUGAGGCAGAAAAACACAGGGUUAUUAUGUGUAUUUAAUAGGUGUUAAAUUUUUACCUGUAAUAUUAGUUAUACAAAAACAAUUGUACAUCUCUAUAUAGUUAAGAGUUUGGCGAUACAUGUACAUGUACGUGAAAACGAGCUGGUGUAACCAGAUGAAUGAUCGUUAAGUAUUGUUGUCCUGGAAGGUAUAGAAGUUUGGUAAAGCUUUCAAUACUACGCUGUCUGCCCCCCAAACGCUCAUGUUAUAAAGAGGAAUAUUAGUGAAAUGUUAGGGGCCUCAUCUUCUACCACAUGGCCUACCAAUACAUUUCUAUUGUAGUCCAAUGUAUGGAUAGGCUAGUGUAAACGUUUCAAUAUUUUUAUGUUUUGAUGUUGACAGAUAUUGCUGUAUUUAUAAUCAGACUCAGGCAAAUAACAGUAGAUCUAUUAUUCUGUAUAGUUUACAUUGAUUUCAUAUAUUUGUUAACCAACAUAUGCUCUCAUUUUUAAUGUGUGCAGAAAAUGUAAGGUAUAAUUUUUAAAGCGACAUUUCUAUGUUCCUCAUCACUUUGUAAGAAAUCUCUAAUGUGUUCCUAUUAUACCAUAGUGGGCCUGCUAAGCAUCCCUAUAUCCUAUUGUUUUGGUCCCAGAGUCUCAUCACUUCACCAUUACUUUUGGAGACUUUUGGAAGGGUUGCCAUCUGAUGAAUUCUCUCAAAUCACUCUUGUUGGCACAAGUGUUAGUGCAAAAGGAGUGUCAUUGUGGGAGGAAAAUGAAAUACAAUGUACCCAAAGAAACCUCACAUAGUCAGGGAGGUGACCCCAUACUGUUUCAUGUCUAAUUGGGAACCAAAGAAGCUUAAACAAAUAAACAUGAUGGAUCUUUACAAAUCAGGUAGCAUUUGUCCCAAUGGAGUGGUUUGACCACCUAGUCAGUCAGCCUGUAGAGUACCCGGUGAGCACGAAUCGAGCACGCCUUGUGUGACUGCUCAUGGCUCUAGGUCACUUUCUCUAUAAGAAUAUUAAGCAGUUUUGUAGCAACAUUGUAGGGUUUUUAGGUCACCGGAGACAAAGUCUCAAGUGACCUAUUGCGAUCGCCUUUUGUCCGUCGUCGCCGUCGUGCGUCCGUCGU